GCAUGAUCUAGUCGAACAAAAGCUGUGGGGAGCUCCCCAUUUCUGCUCAUUCCCUCCACAUUCUCCACCUCUUCCUCUUCCUUCUCAACUUCUGAUCUCGCUCUGCUUCCUACAGUGUUCUCAGAAUCGAUUUGGCUCAAUGGGAGAAGAGAAGCAGAGCAAGGGGCAAGUCCUGACGAUGAUGGAUCAAACAGAGCUAUCGUUGGGUCCAUCUUCGUCGACCUUGAGCAAGAAGACACAGAGUUCCUCUUCGGAAUCGGAAGGAUGUGGCCGGAGGAAGAGGAAGCAGAUCUGGGAUGCGAACCCCAGGCAAACUAGCAUCGAGCUCCAGCUCAAUGAUCCCUUGCCGCUUGAUUGGGAACGCUGCCUUGACCUACAGACUGGGAGGAUCUACUACAUGAACAGGAAAACCCUGAAGAGAAGCUGGAGCAGGCCCAAGGAACAAAACCUGGACUUGGAGCUCAACAUCUCCACCUUCUCAAGCUCAGAAGAGGCGCCGAACUCGAGAUCGACAACUCCAGAGGAAGCAAAGAAGCAGCACAGUUCAUGUGGCAGCAUGGCCGCGGUGGUCUGCGUCAACUGCCACCUCCUCGUCAUGCUAUGCAAGUCAUCUCCUUCAUGCCCCAACUGCAAGUGCAUGCAAACGCCGCUACCGUCUGCGCCACAAGCACCUCCUCCGAAGCUCCAGUCUUCCAAGUCCCCGGAAACCCUAAGUCUCCUCCACUAGUUAGCAGGCAGAUGAAUGCAACAGGCAAACCAGGUUUGAGAGGUCAAUGAUCCUGAGAGUGCUGCGUUAAACUGCAUCACUGAGAACCUGAUGCUUUGUAUAUUUCAUCUAAGGAGAGGGUGUUCUUCCUGUGAUAAAGGAUCUGUCGUGUGUUGCACCCUUUAUUGCACUUGAAUUGGUAGUUUGAGUUGAUGCUCGA
Musa acuminata subsp. malaccensis (wild Malaysian banana) is the source of this 926-nucleotide messenger RNA. Its product is annotated as protein CURLY FLAG LEAF 1-like. Lineage: Eukaryota; Viridiplantae; Streptophyta; Magnoliopsida; Zingiberales; Musaceae. The record is from RefSeq and is a predicted model, not a curated record. Gene Ontology annotation, molecular function: protein binding.